AUGUCAGAUUUCAACACAACCAAGGUCACCAACCCCUCCACCUUCAUCCUGCAGGGCAUUCCGGGCUUGGAGACAGCUGAUGUCUGGAUCGCCAUCCCCUUCUGUACCAUGUACAUUGUAACCCUCUUGGGGAACUUCACCAACCUGUUCAUUGUGAAGACGGAGUCAAAGCUCCAUGAGCCCAUGUACUAUUUUCUCUGCAUGCUCUCCGUCACCGACCUGGGUCUGUCCACAUCCAUCAUUCCCAAAGCACUGAGCAUCUUCUGGGUCAAUGCCAGAGAGAUAGAUUUCAAUGCCUGCCUCACCCAGAUAUUUUUCAUUCACUGCUUCAUAACAAUCGAGUCUGGGAUCCUUGUGGCCAUGGCUGUGGAUCGCUACGUGGCCAUCUGCCAUCCCCUGAGACAUUCCACCAUCUUAACAAGCGUUACAGUAACCAAAAUUGCCCUGGUCGUGGUGCUGCGUGGUGUCUUGAUCAUAUUGCCCUAUGUCCUCCUGGCAAGGCAGUGGUCAUAUUGCAGAACUAACAUAGUAUCCCAGCCGUACUGUGCACACAUGCCAGUGGUGGGACUAGCAUGUGGUGACACCCGAGCCAGUAGUCACUACGGCUUAUUUGUGCUAUUUUGUCUGAGGGGUCUGGAUGUGUUUUUUAUUGUUGUGUCCUAUAUUCAGAUCCUCAGGGCCAUCUUCAGCCUCCCCACAAAGGACGCCCGGACGCUGCUACAGACUGACAAGGAUACAGCUCUGGAGCCAGCAGCACAUACAAGAGUGGGGGGUCAAAUCAUGUAA
This is a messenger RNA of Pelodiscus sinensis (Chinese soft-shelled turtle), 786 nucleotides long. The record is from RefSeq and is a predicted model, not a curated record. Lineage: Eukaryota; Metazoa; Chordata; Testudines; Trionychidae.